CCUCUGGUAAGAAGCUGUCCUCCCCUCCGCUGCCUCCUCCAACACUGCCAGUCUGGUUGACGCCUGCCUCCUGUACACCUGCACACACACACAGACACACACACACAGAGGAAUGAGUUGUGGAGUGUUGCUAUGAAGGAGGAGGAUUUACAUGAAGGACAGCGCAGCAGAGACAACUGGAGUGGAGGAGGGGGAGACACACACAUUGGGACAAGAAAAUGACUUGAAGAUGAGCUCUCCUCAGGCUGAGUUAGAGGAAAAGGACUGUGCUCCACCAGAGGAAUUAGAGUGCAAAAUCUGCUACCAACGCUACAAUGCCCACAACCGCAAGCCUAAGAUCCUGGACUGCCUGCACCGGGUCUGUGCUCGCUGUCUCAUUAAGAUCCUGGACAUUGCUGAUGGGGCAGGCUUCAUCUCGUGCCCAUUUUGCCGACACCAAACUGAGAUCACAGAGUACGAGGUGUCAGCCCUGCCUGACGAUGCUAACAUCAUGUCCCACUUGGCAAUGCGGGACAAAUCGUGGAGCUCCGACCACAACGGGGAGGUGGUCCUGACUCCAAAGAGUUUCUCCUCCUGCAGCCCGUCUCACGACUCCUCCAACUGCCUGGUCAUCACUAUAAUGGAAGUGCAGAGGGACUCACAGCACUCCCCAAGCCGAAAUGCCAGCUCUGACAUCUAUGCUGAGCAGAGCCUGGACUCAGUAUCAAUGGGCUCCAAUGGGCCAGCUGAUCAAGAUGCCAUGUCCAAGUUCUGUAAUCAUGUCCCACGCAUCCUGGUCUGGCUGCUGGGUUUCUUAUACUUUGGCUCACUGCCUCUAGGAAUCUACUUGUUGGUGAUCCAGAGGGUGACAUUGGGCAUUGUGUGCGUAAGCUUGGUGCCAUCAAGCCUCACAGUUUGCCUGGUCUAUGGGUUCUGCCAGUGUCUGUGCCAGGGCAUGUGUGACUGCUCCUCCAGGGGCUGACAGGAUGCUACCUGUGAACUGGUGGACCUAGGAUGGGACAAGGCCAGCUGUGGUAAACAGGUAUUUGAUGUGUUUUUGGAUAGACAGGGGGCCCACAGGGGAGGAUGAUGCCCUCUCUCUCUCAGGCCUUACAAGCCUAGCAGUCAGUACCCUUCAAUGAAAAAAAGACACAAGAAGACUGCCUUUACAGUUGGUCUGUACUUUUGUUAGGCCGACAGGCCGACACAGAAACCUGUUUGGCCAAUAGAGUCGCUAAGAAGCUCUGUUAGGUAGAGCAGCGCCUAUACGUACAUUUCUUUGAUAUAUUUCUGUCACCAUUAUUUGUUCUGUGGUGUGUAUGACCUAGUCUAACAUAACAUUUAAGCGCAGACCUUUAAUCUUUGACUUCAAUAACGAUAGCACUAAUCGAGUCCUGGGCCCUCAUUUAUCAACACUAUAUACUAAGAAAAAUUUAGCAUGCUGUCAGUCUUAAGUUAAAACUGGGAUUUACCUUUUUUUUUCAGUCUUACUUUAAGA
This is a messenger RNA of Chelmon rostratus (copperband butterflyfish), 1477 nucleotides long. RefSeq lists its product as uncharacterized. NCBI's taxonomy places the organism in Eukaryota, Metazoa, Chordata, Actinopteri, Chaetodontiformes, Chaetodontidae. The transcript is spliced from 2 exons. Bases 152 to 961 code for a protein of 269 amino acids. Gene Ontology annotation, molecular function: metal ion binding. The record is from RefSeq and is a predicted model, not a curated record.